Molecule: messenger RNA, 291 nt
Organism: Bacidia gigantensis
Lineage: Eukaryota; Fungi; Ascomycota; Lecanoromycetes; Lecanorales; Ramalinaceae
Exons: 2
Coding region: 1-291 (96 amino acids)
Source: RefSeq, a predicted model, not a curated record
AUGCAACCCGGUCGCAUCUUGAAAGUCGCCAUUCCGAUUCUUGGCCUUGCUUGCCUAGCAGUCGCGGACCUCUAUCCUGGCCAGGUCGCUGGUCCUCUAAGCCAAACCUACCAAGAUUUCGACGAUGUGCGCGACCUUGCAGAACGUAUGACAGAUGAAAACGUCAAGAAGAACCUCGCAGAUAUUGUCAAAACCCUGGACAGUAUGAACCAGAACCUCAAGCGGGCGGCAGAUCUCUGGAACGGAUCAUCUGGUGAGGGGGCGAUUUUACCCACGUAUCGCCAGCACUGA